This is a messenger RNA of Cuculus canorus (common cuckoo), 3376 nucleotides long. It is a transcript of the gene C1D, whose product is annotated as C1D nuclear receptor corepressor. Gene Ontology annotation, molecular function: RNA binding; DNA binding. Lineage: Eukaryota; Metazoa; Chordata; Aves; Cuculiformes; Cuculidae. Gene Ontology annotation, biological process: regulation of gene expression; maturation of 5.8S rRNA. The record is from RefSeq and is a predicted model, not a curated record. The transcript has 6 exons. Gene Ontology annotation, cellular component: exosome (RNase complex); nucleolus. Bases 1554 to 2000 code for a protein of 148 amino acids.
AAACCACAUCCCUGAGCACCUCAUCUACCUGUCUUUUAAAUACAUCGAGGAAUGGGGACUCAGCUGCCUCCCUGGGCAGCCUGUGCCACUGCCUGAUAACCCUUUCAGUGAAGAAACUUACUGAUGUCCAGCCUGAACCUCCCCUGGCACAGCUUGAGAUGGAUGAAGUUGUGGAUGGUCCAUCCCUGGAGUUUCCCAAGGCCGGGUUGGAUGAGGCUUUUAACAACAUGGUCCAGAGGGGGGGUGUCCCUGUCCAUGACAGGGGAGUUAGAGCUGAAUGGUCUUUAAGGUCCCUUCCAAUCCAAACCAUUCUGUGAUUCUGUGCAUGUGGCCAAAGAGCUAAACUGGGCUCCCAGGGAAGCCGUAUGUUAGUGUUAAAAUGUCCAGGCUGUGCCAUUGUCACUGUCCCACACAUGUGGGUGCUCCUCCUUGACUUCCCAUACCUGAGGGUCAAGUUGUGUGCAGUCCUGAUUUUGUUAGUGGGCAUAAGCACCAUUUAAUGCAUGAUGAGAAUAUGGACUGCAGGCUUUUCAGCUGGUAGCCUUCCUUGAGAAUGGCUGCAGGUAGGCAUGAUUACUGUAGGCAGUAAAUACAUUACAUUUCCUAUUAAAAGUCAGUAAAAUAGUGUUGCAACUUGGGGAGCCUUGGGAACUUGGUAAUUGUGAGAAGAGCAGAGUUUUGAAAGAGAAGACACCAUUUGCAUGUGCAGGCCAUGCACUCUUUUCCCUUGACAGAAGGGCAGGUGACACAAAGUACUUGAACUUAGUACUUUUAAGUAAUAAAAGUAGAUCUCGAUAAUCGAGUUCUCAUGUUGCUGCAAAGGUGAAAAUGGCCCUUUUCUUACACUUUGUCACAAUAUUGUGACUGCAAGUGUAGUUGCUGUUAGCAACUUAUAGUAAUAAGACUUUGAUUUGCAAAUUAAACUUUAGAUUAUGCUAAUUAAAAAGUCUCAUUUUGAGGACAUACGAAAAUGUAAAUGAAAUUGAAAGGUGUCUGGCACAUUUUCUGGCUUCAUAAAUGUAAUGCAGCACCAAUCUAAAAUACUUGGAUAUUGCUAAUCCUGUGGCAGUAUGACCCUUCCUAAAGAAAUCAGAAACCACGUAACACAGGGGUACGCCUCAGAACACAAGAAACUUUAAAGUGCUUGUUGGAAUUCUUAUGCUUCCUGUCGGAAGUGUGGUGCAGAAAUCACACAGAUCUUUCUGAUAAGUGCAUUUCCCUUUAAGGUGGUUUAAGGUUUUUAGAGUCAAUUCUUCAUCUGUCCACAGUUGUUCUGCUUUUCAUAUGAAGUGCAUAAAUUUACUAAAGAUGAUUUGUUUUAAUGCCAGCGGUAGAAAGUUGGGGGAUGUGUUUGGAAUGGGAUGGUAAACUGGGAAAAAACAUCAACUUCUUUAAAUAAAUAAUGAGUGGACUGUAGUGGUACUGGUCACCACAGCUCCAGACAGAUGUUCCAGAACCAGAGCUGUAAAAGGCAGCACAGAAAGAAGGAACAAAGUUGCUUGUGCUGGAUGCCCCGAUAGAGACAGAGAAGAGUUGGAAUUCAUUGGUCAUCGAUGGAAAUGUCAGAAGAUGAUAGUAAUAUGGAAGAAUACCCCACUGAAAUUCAUGAUUAUCUUGCAGCAUUUGAAAAAUCUCUUGGUUCUGUAGAUGAGAUGCUGAAAACAAUGAUGUCAGUUUCCAGGAGUGAGCUUCUCCAAAAGUUAGAUCCUCUUGAGCAAGCAAAGCUGGAUUUGGUUUCGGUGUACACAUUAAAUUCAAUGUUCUGGGUGUAUUUGGCUACUCAGGGAAUCAACCCAAAGGAACAUCCAGUGAAACAAGAACUGGAGAGAAUAAGAACAUACAUGAACAAGGUCAAAGAAAUAGCAGACAAGAAAAAAGCAUCCAAACUUGAUAAAGGAGCUGCUUCUAGAUUUGUGAGAAAUGCACUCUGGGAGCCAAAGGAUGAAAGUGAACAUACCUCCAAAACUCCUGCUAGAGGAAAAAAAAGAAAGAUGGACUAAAUCUUUGUUUGCCGUUAUAUAAACUAGAGACACCUAGAACUUAUUUCAAAAUGUAUUCUGCAUCUUGCAGAGGUGUUGUAGAGCAACAUCUUGAUUAAGUUAUACUUGAGAAUUUUGCAAGGCUUUAUGUUGUUGAGAAACACUUCUUACUAAGGUAAUCACAUUGUAUGUGUAUCUGAAAGUGCCAUUUGAUGUAAGAGAGGUAACAUGUCAUUAUUCAAAUGGCCUGACAUACACUUGCUGGUAAUAGAUGCUAGUGAUGUUUUGCUCGUAAUGCCUAAGAAUUCUUUUUUUUUUUUACUAUUGAGUGAUUGAUGCUUUUUUAUAUGUUCACAAUCUGAAUAUUAAAAAGUCUCAAACAAUGCUGUCUAGUCUGUGGUCUUUAUACAAGAGCUAUAUUUACUUUCUCAUUACAUCGCUAUGUGAAUACUGUAUUUGUAGAAUUUUGUAAGGUUUAUUCACUGUGUUAAACUGUUUCCUUUUCAGCUUCUGAACUUGAAUGCAUGCCAUCUUCCCUUACUUCUUUUGCCUCGGAGAAAACCGAGCUUCAAGGGCCACAAGUAACAGUGUGGGUUCCACUAAACCACUGUGUCUAGUCAAUGGAAAAAUAUAUAUCCUAUAUAUAUGUAGGGCCCGAGAAAAGGAUGAGGCUGCGAACAGCUAUUGGGAAGCAGCAUGUGCGGGGCCUUGAUUGAAAUUUUGGCUGUAGCGCUCAUCUCUUAAUACUGAUUCUGUGAGAGAGAGAGAUGUGCUCUGAAGUGGUAGGACUGUGGUCAUCUAUUGCUAUUCCUCAAGUUUCAUUGGGGAAAGCAUUCUCUGGUGCAGUAAGAACUACCCCGUCUUGCAAAUAUUCUGUUUUCCUUAAAAUGUGAAGCUUAGCCAUUUAAAAGAGGAGGGGUGUCAGUUUCUUCGGAAGAACCUUGCUAGUUCAUUUUUCAAUACACUGCAAAGCAGAAGUCAACUAUCUGCUCAAAAGCUAUUUAACAAUUAGCAGUAACCUAACUACUUAUAAACAACUUAUUUCACCAAAAUGCAAUUUAGGUAGCAGUGUACAAAACUGGUCAGAAAUAGUGUAAAAGACCACAUGAUAAGAACAAAUUAAUCCAGUAUACCUGUAGUACUGCAAGUUGAAUAAUGUACAGUGGAUGGUGACUGUCCUUGUACUGUUGUACUGCACCGUGCAAUGCAAAAUAUGCUAUAAAUUGAAUUGGGUGCUAAAAUGAAGAUUCUCUUGUCAUUGACUACCUAAAUAUAUAUAUUUCAAAGUAAAAGUUCAAUAAAUUGACAAGUUGCAUAUCUCUAGUAACUACUGGUAUGAAUUUACAGUUUUGUUUAUGAUAAACUCUUUGAAUAAAAACAACAAUUCCUUCAAUCCA